UUUUAAUUAAGAGUUCUGUAAUGAAAAGGCAUUCUAAAAUAAAAAAUCAUAUCAAAAAUAGUACAAAAUAAAAAGUCACCAGCUGUUACCCACCACUAAACACGAAAUUUCACAUCUAAUACCCCUCUAUCCCUCUAAAAACACAAAAACUCAUCAAAAUCCCACCCUCUCAAUCCUCCCUUACCCCUAACCCCCUACACCACUUAACCACCUCUUCUAGGUCAGAACAAAAAGUAGCCACCCAAGAACACAAGUUUGCCUUAAGCCUGGUCAACCGAGCAGAAGACAGGUACACAAGGGUCAACAGUGAAUUUUAUCAAAGCAUGGAAAAGAUAAAUAUGUUUAUUAGUGACGAUCCCGACUGGGUAUUCUGAAAAGCAUUAACCAAGCUUAAGUUGGCAAACUACAAAUCUAUUGAGAUCACUAUCAAUUCGUAUAAUGGUAAACGAAAAAAGAAUUUACAAACAUCCUAAACAGACUCAUGCCAAACAAAUUCAAUACUUUAGAAGUUUCUUCUUAUUCACCCGGAGUAUGAGGCUUGAGUAGAAUUUUUAUUCCUUUGACAAAAGUUAUCACUGGAGGAGAAGAGACAUUAUCCUUGGAUAGCUUUAAAAUUUCUAAAAGACAACUUCAAAAAAUAAUGUAUCAUGCCAAGGACAUGAAAACUAUUUGAUUAGGAUACUGCAUUCUAGACACAGAAAAUCUCACUUUGCCUUCUAUUGGGUCAUACAAGACAACUUAUUUGAGCUUUUGGGAUAGCGGAGAUCCUACUCGAUCUGAUUGGAUAAACAAUCCUGAUAAAUCACUAUAAAAUAUUGAAAAACUAGUUUAAAAUACCACAAAUGACAUCUAAGAUGAUCCCGAUUCAGUAUAAAAACAUCUUAUCCUAUUCAACUCUUACAGCAUAUCAAAAAUACAUUUUCCAAAAUCAUUUACACAAUUUACUUCGAAGAUUAAACUUGCAAUAGAUUCACUUCAAUCCUCACAGCAAUCUCUAAAUGCUCUUUAAUAAAUUCUUUGAAGAAGCUUGAAAUGAACUUCUCUCCAUUCAAACAAAAAGAGGCUACAGAAAUAGUACAAAAUCUAGGAUUCACAAGAACAGAAAUAGACUUUGGAGAUGACCAAAAAUAGCGUACUAUCAAUCUCUAACCCUCUGAAUCUCAUUAUUUCUUCACAUCUCAAUACUUCCCAAU
Moneuplotes crassus is the source of this 1193-nucleotide messenger RNA. The record is from the annotation of a GenBank genome assembly. NCBI's taxonomy places the organism in Eukaryota, Ciliophora, Spirotrichea, Euplotida, Euplotidae.